GCCUCGGGGGCCGCCGGGCGCCGCGCCUGGAUGCGCCCCCGGCCACCGCGCCGGCGGCUCCCAUGGCGGUGGCACGGAAAAUCAAAACUUUGUUGACGGUGAACAUCUUGGUCUUCGUGGGCAUCAUCCUCUUCUCCGUCUACUGCAGGAUCCAGGACCGCUCCCAGGAGCUGGUGCAGAUCGUCCGGAGCGCGGACCGCCGGGCCAGGAGCCGCGGCGCCAAGGUUGGCAGCCUGGCCGACAGGGAGUCCAUCCUGCAGCGCCUGGACCACCUGGAGGAGGUGGUCUACAACCAGCUCAAUGGUCUGGCAAAGCCCAUGGGAUUAGUUGAAGGUCCAGGAGGCCUGGGCCAGGGGGGAAUGGCUGCUACCCUCAGAGAUGAUAGCCACGAGUCAGAGACUAAGUAUGAAGAAUACGGUUACAAUGCCCAGCUCAGUGACAGGAUAUCACUGGACAGGUCCAUCCCUGACUACAGACCAAAAAAGUGCAAGCAGAUGACCUACCCCGCUGACCUGCCCCAGAUCUCGGUGGUGUUCAUCUUUGUGAACGAGGCGCUCUCGGUCAUCCUGCGCUCGGUGCACAGCGUUGUCAACCACACCCCCUCCCACCUGCUCAAGGAGAUCAUUCUGGUGGAUGACAACAGUGACAAUGUUGAGCUCAAAUUUAAUCUGGACCAGUAUGUCAAUAAAAGAUACCCCGGGCUGGUGAAAAUAGUGCGCAAUAACAAGCGGGAAGGACUGAUCCGAGCCAGGAUCCAGGGCUGGAAAGCAGCAACCUCUCCUGUUGUCGGCUUCUUUGAUGCCCACGUGGAGUUCAACAUUGGCUGGGUGGAACCUGCGCUUACCCGGAUCAAAGAGGACCGAAAGCGGAUCAUCCUGCCGGCCAUCGACAACAUCAAGUACAACACCUUCGAAGUGCAGCAAUACGCCAACGCGGCCCACGGCUACAACUGGGGGCUCUGGUGCAUGUACAUAAUCCCACCCCAGGACUGGCUCGAUAAAGGGGAUGAGUCAGCUCCCAUCAGGACACCAGCCAUGAUUGGAUGCUCCUUCGUGGUGGACCGAGAGUAUUUUGGGGAGAUUGGUUUGCUUGACCCUGGUAUGGAGGUCUAUGGAGGGGAAAACAUCGAGUUAGGCAUGAGGGUGAGGAA
Molecule: messenger RNA, 1150 nt
Organism: Empidonax traillii (willow flycatcher)
Lineage: Eukaryota; Metazoa; Chordata; Aves; Passeriformes; Tyrannidae
Product: polypeptide N-acetylgalactosaminyltransferase 9
Exons: 7
Cellular component (GO): Golgi apparatus
Source: RefSeq, a predicted model, not a curated record